AAACCGUAAACUAGGGCUAAAUUUGUUGCGAAUCGUUGAAGAAAUCCCUUUCGCCCCCAAAUCAAAAAUCAGCACAAAAGUCCAGCUGCUGCUCUCGAUUCUCCGCCAUGACCGGAAAAGCCAAGCCGAAGAAGCACACCGCGAAGGAACUCGCCGCCAAACUCGACGCCGCCACCACCAACCGCGGCGGCGGAAAGGCCGGCCUCGCCGAUCGCACCGGCAAAGAGAAAGGCGGCCACGCCAAGCUGGAGUGCCCCCUCUGCAAGGUCACCGCCCCCGAUAUCAAGUCUAUGCAGAUCCACCACGAUGCUCGCCAUCCUAAGAUCCCCUUCGACGAUACCAAGCUCAAUAAUCUCCACUCCACCGCCCCCGCCGCCGCCGCCGAGACCUCCAAGCCCAAGCCUGGCGUCCGCGGCAGCUUGAAGAAGUGAAAUUUUCUUCUCUAUCCCCUUUUCCCCUGCUUUUAUGCUCUAUUUUCACGUCAAACAGGGGAGAGAGAAAGGAGAGAGAAGAGGCCGCUGCCUGUUGUCUGUGGCUUAUAGUAAUAAUUGUUUGGCUCCGUUGUUCCGUCUUGCUGUAUUAUCAUGCUUGCUUAUGACUUGUUACAGUUGUUUUGUAUUGAUACUUGCAGCUGCCUUAGUUGGAUUCAUGAAUCCAUCCUUCUAGUUGUGUGGUUUUUUGCUAA
Salvia splendens (bonfire salvia) is the source of this 685-nucleotide messenger RNA. RefSeq names its product protein METHYLENE BLUE SENSITIVITY 2. The transcript has a single exon. Bases 108 to 431 code for a protein of 107 amino acids. NCBI's taxonomy places the organism in Eukaryota, Viridiplantae, Streptophyta, Magnoliopsida, Lamiales, Lamiaceae. The record is from RefSeq and is a predicted model, not a curated record.